This is a messenger RNA of Mus musculus (house mouse), 1353 nucleotides long. RefSeq names its product coiled-coil domain containing 42 (gene Ccdc42). The record is from RefSeq and is marked validated. The coding region runs from base 179 to 1129 and encodes 316 amino acids. The transcript is spliced from 7 exons. Gene Ontology annotation, cellular component: motile cilium; perinuclear region of cytoplasm; cytoskeleton. NCBI's taxonomy places the organism in Eukaryota, Metazoa, Chordata, Mammalia, Rodentia, Muridae.
CAGCCUCUAGCUGGUUUCUGCUGUGUCUCUCAGCUACCCACUCUCUGUGGGACUUUGAAAGCAGCAGGAGGAGAGGAGACCGAGAAUCCAGCCACUAACCCCUGAGUGCCCUGUGGCACUGUCACUCACCAUUUCACUUUGAAAAGUAGGCCACCGGGGCUGUUAGGUAGCUGCCACCAUGAGUUUGGGCAUGAUGGAAGAGGAGGACUUGGCCGAAUACUUCCGGCUACAGUAUGGGGAGCGGCUGCUUCAACUGCUGCAGAAGUUCCCAAAUGUUGAGGAGCAGUCAGACUCCCCAUCUAUCCAGCUCCUGGAGAAGAAGAAAGAGGCCAAGAUCAUGCAGGAGGCCAUGGAACAUAAGAAGGAGGCAUUCCAACGGAGAAUGGAAACGCUGAACUUGCGCUGGGAAGAACUAGGUAUUAAGGAAGAGCAGCUGAAGGCCCAUAUCCAGAAGUUCGAGCAAUUCAUCCAGGAGAACGACCAGAAACGGAUCCGAGCCCUAAAAAAAGCCAACAAGGAGCGUGAACUGAAGCGACUGCGCCUGCGGGAGCUGGCCAAGGCCAAGCAGGAGAUGAUGGCGCUGAGGCUGGAACACCAGAAGCUGAGUGUCAAGCUGCAAGACUACGCCAUCUUCAACAAGUACCUGGAGAAGGUGGUGGAGAACUCUGAGUUUGAAGAGAUCCACGAGGUGAUUGCCCGCUACAAGACCCUGGUGAGCAUGCACCAUGACCUCAUGCAGUCGGCUCAAGAAGGCCAGGAGAAGAUUGAACGUGCCAAGGCGCGGCUGGCCCGCUACAUGGAGGAGAAGGACGAUGAGAUUCUUCAGCACAACAACGAGCUGGCCCGCCUGCAGAUGCGCUUCGACCGGGCCCGCAGUGAUGUCAUCUUUUGGGAAUCUCGCUGGGCACACAUCCAAAACACGGCGGCCAAGAAGACCCUCCUGCUUGGCACCAUUAAGAUGGCGACGCUGAACCUCUUCCAGAUCGUGAGCAAGCAACUGAAGGAAUCCACCCAAGUGUCCCUGGAGGACACACACAAACAACUAGACAUGAUCCAGCAGUUUAUACAAGACCUGUCAGACAUCUGGACAGAAGUAAAGAAGAAAGAACAACAGCAAGUCCGGAUGUAAGGAAGUAACAUGCUUCUAGAAUGUUCCAAGACACUUGAGAGAAAAGACCUAGGAAAGAGAAGGUUCCUGGUGAGCCUGUGGUCUAGUCCCCCUAGUCCAGCUGUUGAAGACCAACUGCUUCCUGAUGAUGAACCACCUCCCUACCUCCCCCCCCCCGCCCCCCGUUGGCUUUCCCCUCCAGCCUCAGUUUGUCCCAUCCCUAAAAACAUUAAAUGUUAUAAGAA